AUGGUGAUGCAUCAAACACAACAGAAUAAUCGGAGGACUACUAGGUCAUCAGCAACCACCACCACCACCACCACAUCAACCAACAAUACUUUUACUACUACUACGACUGAUCAACAACAAGAACAACAACAGACCCAACAAUUUGAUGAAACCACCACAAAUCAUGAUGCAUUCGAUCGACGACAACAACAAAAAGAUUUUGAUCAUCAAAUUCUUUCUCAUGCUUUUCCUUUUCUACCCAUGAUUCUACCUCAGUGUCUAAUUUCUGUCACGGACGUAAAAGUUGAUCCAAAAGAAAGUUAUUACUUGCAAGUACCUAUUCAUCGGGAAGAGUCUAUGUUUUCGAUUUGGAUACUCGAAAAUUCUUAUAUUCCAUCCAAGUGGGUGAUCGCAGUGGGUGUUGUUAUUAUUUGA
This is a messenger RNA of Naegleria fowleri, 414 nucleotides long. RefSeq lists its product as uncharacterized. The record is from RefSeq and is a predicted model, not a curated record. NCBI's taxonomy places the organism in Eukaryota, Heterolobosea, Eutetramitea, Acrasida, Naegleriidae. The transcript has a single exon. Bases 1 to 414 code for a protein of 137 amino acids.